AUGCGAGAAGAGUUCAGCACUCUCUUCCCUCUGUGUACACACGAACUAGCGCUAUCCACUAGGCCGGAAGCGGGAGCGAGAGAAAAACUCACUUUGCAAGAAAAGCUCGCUUACGCCUGGAUUCGAUCCCCUGACCUGACCUCUAGAAGUAUUCGAGCUUCAAUGGAAGUCAACAUGGGCGACGCCGAUGAACGCUUUCGAAGACUGGUUCCAUUGAAGCUGAAAAACGCGGACAACUCCGUUGCUGUCAUACCUUCGACUCUCCUCACCAUCCUGGCUGGAUAUCGGGCAAUCGGAAUUAUGGAGCAUUGGGGGCUGUCGAUGCAGCUGUUCAACGCCCGCGUGCGGUCCCCCGUGCGUGAUUGGAACGUUUCCACUCACGUUAACCCGGGGGGGGGGUCCGGGAUUCGUGAUGAGGUACUCCAGUGGGCUCAUCAAAGCCCGGCCAUUCACGACGCGUUACGGACAGAUAUGCUGUUGUACUCUUUCGCGCUAUCCAUUUUCAAGCAGCAGGCGACAGAUGCACUCGGUACGGACUGGCUCGAAUGCACAACACCUUCGUGA
Messenger RNA from Ectocarpus sp. CCAP 1310/34, 564 nucleotides. The record is from the annotation of a GenBank genome assembly. Lineage: Eukaryota; Phaeophyceae; Ectocarpales; Ectocarpaceae.